Messenger RNA from Hippocampus comes (tiger tail seahorse), 1842 nucleotides. It is a transcript of the gene plxdc1, whose product is annotated as plexin domain containing 1. The coding region runs from base 73 to 1470 and encodes 465 amino acids. The record is from RefSeq and is a predicted model, not a curated record. The transcript is spliced from 13 exons. Lineage: Eukaryota; Metazoa; Chordata; Actinopteri; Syngnathiformes; Syngnathidae.
GGGGGGGGCGACGAGCGCAGCGGACUGGAAGUUGGGGCGAGCGAGCAGGGAGUGACGACGAGGCGACUGGACAUGGAGCUCGGCGGGCUUCUCCUCGUCUGUCUCCUCCAGGCUCAGCUGGGGACCCUGUGGACUCAUGAAGACCCUGAGAGCGGGACGCCUCCAGAGAGGUCCGCCUACAGCCUCCAGCGGCCAAGAGGCGCCCGCAGUGCUCCUCCGCCGCAGGGAGGAAGACUGGACAUCACCUUCCUGCCUGACAACAUGAGCCACGUUGUGGAGGACUCGCAGCGCUACUACAGCUGGCAGAGUUUCGGCCCGGACGACGGGCGCACUCAAGAUUUGUGGGUGGACCUGGACUCAUUGCACAAGAGUCAAGUCCGAAUCCAUGGCAUACUGUCCAACGCACACCGGCAGGCGGCGAGGGUGGCACUUUCCUUUGAUUUUCCGUUUUAUGGGCAUUACUUGAGACAAAUUAUCGUCGCGACUGGUGGUUUCAUAUUCAUGGGGGAGAUUACUCACCGAAUGCUGACCGCUACCCAGUACAUUGCCCCCCUCAUGGCCAACUUUGACCCCAGUUUCUCCAUCAACUCCACCGUGAGGUAUUCGGAUAAUGGUCAUCUGUUUGUGGUCGAGUGGGACAAAGUGCGAUUAAAGGACCGAGAGGCCGAAGGAGCUUUCACGUUCCAGGCGGCGCUGUACAGAAACGGAACGGUGGUCUUUAACUACAGAGAGAUCCCGGUGCCGGUGGAGAGGAUUAACUCCACAGAGCAUCCGGUCAAAGUGGGAAUGUCCGACGCGUUCAUGGCGUACAUCCCGACGGUCCAGACUGCAGAUACAAAGCAGAGGACCAUCUAUGAGUAUCAUCGUGUUGAAAUCAACACCACAACGAUCGCCAGCGGAUCGGCAUUCGAGUUCACGCCGCUGCCCACUUGUCUUCAACACACAUCCUGUGAUGUCUGCUUGGGCUCCAACCUGACGAGCGGAUGCGGGUGGUGCAACACGCUCCAAAGAUGCUCAGAUGGGAUCGACCGCCUUCGACAAGAGUGGCUGGAUUACAACUGUCCUGAGGAGGCUAAAGGCACGUGUGAGGACUACUACUCCGCGUCGCCUGAAGACUGGACACUCUCAUCCUCCUACUCGUCAGCUGCUCCUACGUCAUCUUCAGCCAAAUUCCACAAUGAUGUGGUCACCGGGGAGCCUCCAGAGCACACAAGGAUGACUGAGAAUGCGGCCAUCAUCGCCGGCGUGGUGGGGGCUCUCGUGCUGGUGGUGGCAUUGACCCUGCUGGCCGUUUACUACAUCAACACUCACCCCACAUUGGCACCGCCUUUCUACCUCAUGCAGCGACGGAGCAACAACUACUGGCCCGCCAUGAAGUUCCGCAACCAGGACUGCCCGUCGGGCUACGGCGAGGUGGAGCUCACGAGUCACGAGAAGGAAGGUUUUAUCGAGGCCGAACAGUGUUGCUGAAGGCAACCAUCUUGAGGAGAGUAACAGAUGAACAGAAAAUCCACUCACCAACCAUCGGCGGCUGUUCCCGGCCUUCUCAGCGUCUGCUUGACAUUGCGCACAUGCACCAUAUGUCGCAAGGACUGAAGUGAAAAGAAGAAAUACCCAUUUAAAAAAAAAUGUCAAUGGACAGGUCCUUCAUAAUGUGUGAUACAAUUCCCAUCUGUGUUUUUAAAUCAGUCUUUGUCUGGAAACAGAGAGAAAUGUGUUGUUGCAUUAUAUUACUCUGGUGAUAAUAACUAGUGAUUGUUAAGAAACUAACAUCCUUUCUGUGGUUAUAUUUUUCAUGUUUAAAUGUCUUUUAUUAAAAAUUUAUUUCAGAGAGUUAACUUA